AUGCAGGACCAACGCCGCCCCUAUCGCUCCCACAAGGUGCCCGCCUGCGAUCGAUGUCGCCGAUUCAAGCGGCGCUGCACCGGCGGGACUCCAGAUCGGCCUUGCGUGCUGUGCAACCUGCAGGACGUGCCCUGUCUCAUCUCAGCCAGCCCCAAAGCCCAGACCGGAGCUCGUCGCUCGGCUAAGCGUGAACUGCGACGGGCUCAGUCUAAACCUGGCACGUCUCACGCCAACACGAUUGGCAAUGCUGCUGCACCGUCGCCGGCAGAAGACGUCGGACGGGAGAGCAUCGGAACCGAUUAUCAUGGCUCACCGGGCCAGGAUCGCGCCAAAGUCGAGCUAUCAAUGGUUGCGAGUCCGGUCAUCUCGGAGGAUAUCCAGAUCCUGGAACGUUAUAUGUCUUCGAAGGCAACUAGCUCCGUGUCCGCCUCGGUCGAGGGAAGUCUCUCUCACGCGGCGGCUGCCAAUCCAAUGGUGUAUAUGAAAGUUCCCCGACGGAGAGAGGGACUUGCCAUGUCAGAGAAUCCGGGGAAACAGCAGAAGGAGAUUCUACAGCAGAUUAUCAAACCGUAUGCAGACGAAUUGGUCAGACUGUACUUCGAUGAGAUUCACCCUGCCUUUCCAAUCCUGGACCGUCAAUCAUUUCUGGAGCUGUAUAGAAGUGGAGACAAGCUGUCUCCGGCGCUGACUUGCGAAUUCUUUGCCCUGUCGCUGAUCCUAUGGCAACACUCGCCGACUCUUAAGCAAUUCCCCAAGCCCGACUCGCGGUUUAUCUGGAAUCUCGCCGUGGAGGCCUUGCAGCAGGACUUCCUUGCACCUGGGCUGUCCACCAUCUUUACCGUUGUCCUGGACAUGAUGGGCCGGCCCGUCUACUCCGUCCUGGGGAAUACUAUCAACAACGGCAGAGCGGUUACGCUGGCGCAGACGUUAGGGCUGAAUCGUGAUCCGACCAAAUGGAAAAGACCGGCCAGUGAAAAGGCCCUGCGUAUUAGGUUAUGGUGGGCCGUCGUUAUCCACGAUCGAUGGUCCAGCUUUGCCCAUGGCAUACCCCCGAUUAUCACCAAAGGCCAACACGACGUGCCCGUCCCUCUCCCUCUCGAUAUCCUCUCCGACGCAGAUAAAUCCGAAAAGCACGCCCGGGCUGCCGUAUGCUUUAUGCGUCUCUGCACCUUGACCAAUAUCCUCGGCGAUGUCCUUCCGCUUGCGUAUCAUCUUGACGUGGACCAGAAACAAAUCUGGCGACAAAUCCGCCGAUUGGAACUGGAGCUCUGCGAAUGGGAGGAUAAUUUGCCCGGGUAUCUUCAACCCACCGGCACCGACCAACCCCGGCCAUCGGGAUCGAGCAGUCUGCGACUUGGCUACCUUUCCGUCCGGCUGCUGCUCAACCGCAUCGCUUUACACGUAACAACGCUAUCCUCCGAAAUCGACCGCUCCGAAAGCACCCGCUACCACCUGUCUCAGCUGCGCCGGUCCGCCCACGACAUCGUCGAAUACGUCUGCUCCUUGACGACGGCCCAGCUGCAAGAGUUCUGGCUCCCUUACACCGCCCACCACCUCAUCCUCACCGUCAUCAUCCUCCUGCGCUGCACCGUCGAAUCCACCGACAAAGCGAUCGUCACGUCCUGCCGAUCGAGUCUCUCGCGCCUGUGGACGAAACUCCACGACGCCGCCGAGCACGACGGCUGGGAUCUCGCGAGCAUCUGCAUCAGCCAGUGCGAUGAGUCGGUGUCCAAGAUCCUGCAGAAUGCAUCUGACACGCGGGGCGUUCCGAAGGAGCAAUACGUCGAGCCGCGGUCGCUGGAAGAUCCGCAGGGUUCGGCGCCGGUGGAUGCGUCGGUAGGGCUGGCGAGUGGCAGCGGUAGUGGUAAUGGCAUUGGCAAUGGGCUGUCUGCGGAUCUGUUGCCGGAUAUCCUGCCGUUCGCGAAUCCGGAUAUCUCGUUCGAUAACCAGUGGGAUGUCGGGCCUUGGUAUGGGCUGGGGUGGAUGGAUAUCGAUAAUCUUUCGUAUGAGGCGGUGAAUCAGGGGUUGUUUAUGUGA
Messenger RNA from Aspergillus steynii IBT 23096, 2037 nucleotides. RefSeq lists its product as uncharacterized. Gene Ontology annotation, molecular function: DNA binding; zinc ion binding; DNA-binding transcription factor activity, RNA polymerase II-specific. Bases 1 to 2037 code for a protein of 678 amino acids. Gene Ontology annotation, biological process: DNA-templated transcription. Gene Ontology annotation, cellular component: nucleus. The record is from RefSeq and is a predicted model, not a curated record. NCBI's taxonomy places the organism in Eukaryota, Fungi, Ascomycota, Eurotiomycetes, Eurotiales, Aspergillaceae. The transcript has 5 exons.